AUGUAUUCUGAAUUUCACCUGCAGCGUUCUGCUUCUUUGGAAUCUGCCUCUCCACUUCCCAAUUUAUCCUGCCUGAAUGAACAACAAACAGCUGCAUUCCAUUUGGUAGUUGAUUCUGUUAUCUCGCCUGUACCGGAUGCUGGCCAUUUCUACUUUCUGUAUGGACAUGGAGGAACUGGCAAAACUUUCCUCUACAAGACAAUUCUUGCACACCUUAAGAAACUUGGCAAAAUUGUCCUUGUGGUCGCUUCUUCCGGUAUUGCUGCAACUCUCCUUCCAGAUGCAUCCACUGCGCAUUCUCGGUUUAAGAUACCAUUGGAAAUUGAUCAAGCUUCUUCAUGCAACAUAAAGAAAGGUACGCAGCUUGCUCAGUUAAUACUCGAUGCAUCUCUUAUUAUAUGGGAUGAAGCACCGAUGGUGCAUCGCUUAUCGUUUGAAGCAGUCGAUCGUGCUUUUUGUGAUAUCAUGAAUGUACCUUUUACUGGGAUUCAUUACCGACCAUUUGGAGGGAAAGUCAUGCUGUUGGGGGGCGAUUUCCGACAGACACUUCCGAUUGUAGCUGAUGCUGGGAGAGAGGAAAGUGUUGAUGCAUCUUUAACUUGCUCUUACUUAUGGAGUACCUGUACUGUUCUCCAAUUAACAGAAAACAUGCGCAUCACAACUUCUGCUGGAAAUGAAUCCGUUACGUUCAAUGGGAUGGACUUCGCAACAUGGACUCUUGCUGUGGGUAAUGGAACAGUACCAGGGAAGUGUUUCCACCAAAAUCAGCCGGCUGACUGGAUAGAGAUUCCAGAACAAUUAUUGAUUUCUGCAACUGAAGCACCUAUUCAGACAAUGGCUUCUGAAAUUUACACUGAUUUUGCAGCUCGCUUUCACAGUGCUGCAUACUUAACUGAGCGCUCCAUAAUUACACCGACCAAUCGGAAUGUGACAGAGAUCAAUUCCCAUAUGCUUGCAUUGGUUCCAGGUCAAGUGCGUACUUAUUUCAGCAGUGACACUUUACACACUGAUGCAGUUGAUCCAUCUUGGCUCGAAGCAGAAUACCCCACGGAAUUUCUUAACGGUUUAUCCUUCAAUGGAUGUCCUGAACACCAGAUUGAUUUGAAGGUAUUCACACCGAUCAUGCUGCUUAGAAACUUGAAUCCAGAAAUAGGAUUAUGCAAUGGAACCCGUCUUAUGGUCGUUUAUCUAGGUCAUUAUGUGAUCAAAGGAGUUAUUAUGGGUGGGACAUUCAACGGCAAGACUGUUGCAAUACCAAGAAUUGUUCUGAAUAUCAAUGACCGACGUUGGCCAUUUGUUCUUAAGCGGCGACAAUUCCCUGUCAGACUUUGCUAUGCCAUGACGAUAAACAAGAGCCAAGGCCAGACGCUAAUUAGUGUUGGUGUGUAUCUUCCAAAACCUGUUUUCAGUCAUGGGCAAUUGUAUGUGGCUGUAUCACGUGUCAGAUCAGCUAAUGGCCUGCGAUUCCUUAUUGUGAACGAAGAUGACAUUCCAGCCAAUUAUACUCGCAAUAUCGUUUACGAAGAAGCAUUUGCAGAUCUACAACUUUCUGGAGAUUUUGACCUGAACUUUCCUUAG
This is a messenger RNA of Linum tenue, 1578 nucleotides long. NCBI's taxonomy places the organism in Eukaryota, Viridiplantae, Streptophyta, Magnoliopsida, Malpighiales, Linaceae. The record is from the annotation of a GenBank genome assembly.